AUGAGUAAGCAACAGCGUCGCAAAGGCAAUGCCAGGGCAGCAAGCAGCGCUCAGGCUGCCGAUUUGCUGACCAGUUUCGGACAGACAGCUUCCUCGGCAACGUUCACUGAAUGCGAUACGUCCUCGACAAGUAGAAUGCUUGACGAUUUGGAAAUUGACGAUGAUAUCUCUCAGUCGGAGAUGCAAAUCGCCUUGAAGAAGUUAAUCAAAAAGGAUGCGCUAACACGUGAAAAGGGUUUGAAAGAGCUGGGCGAAUUGCUUACUGAAGCGUCGCUUGUGGAUGCGAAGGCAGGCUUUAAAUCAUUUGUUGCUGUUUUCCCGAAACUAUCGCUGGAUUGGCGACUGACAAUUCGACACGCUUCACUUCGCGUCCUGGAGACUUUCAUCUGCAAGCUACAAAAAGAAUGCGAACCGUUUUUAAAAAAGGCGAGAAAUUCGAUUGUUGUAUGGGUAUUCUGGGUGCUGCCAUAUGCACUAUUCCUGAUGCAUGACGGAAAUACAGCGGUAGCGGAUGCGUCGAAAGAAAUGCUGAAAAACUGCUUUGUAAGCGAGAAGCAUGCUGUUGUCGUAGAUAUGUGCAGGGAUGCGCUCUACGACAUCGCCAUUCAGAUGGUCAAUGUCUCACAUCCCCUCUCAAACAGUAAAGAUGAAGAGGAGACCAGUGAGCAGCGGUGUACGAGACUCAAGCUGCAAGGUUUACGGUGCCUUCGAUGGGCCUGUGCAGCCCCUUUAUCGGAAGAUCAGCAGCAGCAAAUGGUGCAGUUGUUCAGCCGCCGCUCGAUGGAUUUUUUUCGCGUGUCGGCUCCUCAAGUAAUUUCCAGCUGA
Messenger RNA from Gongylonema pulchrum, 825 nucleotides. NCBI's taxonomy places the organism in Eukaryota, Metazoa, Nematoda, Chromadorea, Rhabditida, Gongylonematidae. The record is from the annotation of a GenBank genome assembly.